AUGGCUGCCAACACAAGCGCCACAUCCGUUCCGACAUCAAUUAAACCUAAUCCUUCGAAAAAAGAGAAAGAAACUUUGCUUGCUGUGUUGCAAUUUUUGAAGAAGAACAAACUACCUGUAAGUAACAGGAUCGUAAUGCGAGUGACGUUACGUUUCUUUGAAAGGAAAGUUUAAACGCUUCCUUGUUGUGUCUGUUUCUUCAGGAAACUGAGAAGAUAUUUAGACAAGAGGUCAAUGGCUUGGAAGAUAUAGAAGAAAUAAAUCUGCAGACAACACCAGAUUCAGAGGCAGAUAUCUCAUCAGUAUUAUCUGCAUAUAAUAGGUAGGAUGAGAAAUUGCUUGAACGACGCGGACUUUAAAACAGAUCAUAUCAGAAACAUUUGCUUUGAUCGUCUCUAUCAUCUGUCUGCCAGAUAGAUUGAUCACACAAGUACAAUGCAUGUACUUAAAAUAUUCUGAAUGCAAAGUUCAAUAAAUAUUACGUGCCUUGAAAUCUACUCAUGUGAAAUGUGACUUAACACUAAGUUGUGUAUUGUCUUGUGACGUGUGGCUUGCUUGUUUUUUUUUUUUACCAUUAUUAGUGAUGCAGACCCAACAAGAUAUGAAGACUAUUAUAGCAGGUAGACAAUGCCUUAUACAUUGUAACAUUUAAGACUAUUAAACCCCACUUUGGAUUAACUUGAAGUCACCCUACAAUUUUAUAGCACAGUAGGCAUGUCAAACCUGUAAUGUUAGUAAUAUUAAUUUUCUUAUAGUUUACAAGCAUUUGUUGAAAAGUCUUUGGAUGUAUACAAGGUGAGAAUGUUAAUCCUUCCACAUUUUAUGAUCGACAAUAAAAAUUAAUGUGCUGAAAACUCAUUAUUGUUAUUGUUAUUAGCAUCAUCAUGUAUGGUUCAAUUUUAUCCUUGAUUUUUGUAUCUGUUAAUUUUUUGUGUGUGUUUGUGGAGAACUCAUAACCAUAUGUAUAGUUUACAGCAAAUUUAAAAACAUCAAUAUGUUUUUAAGGAUGUGACAAAUUAAACUUCCUCUUACAAACACUAACAAUAAUAAAUAUUGUGUUUUUAGCCUGAGUUGGCCAUGGUUUUGUAUCCAAUGUUUGUUCACAUGUACCUAGAACUUGUUUAUAAAGGAAGUGAAAAAGAAGGUAAGACUAGCAAUUUAUUCUAGUCACACUUUUUAUACAAUUAUUGGAUGAGGUUUUUGUGAUAUCCAGAAUACUAAUCAAGAUGGAGGUACAUGUAACAAGGCUGUGCUCUAGCGGAGCCUGGUGGUCCCUGGCGCACAACUCUUGCUCUCAGAAAAUAAGGACAAACACAGCAUUGCAUAGAACACAGUAUGACAUUGCUUUUGGAAAUCAUGCAUUGCACAUCCAAACUACUUAUCUGUUAGCAGAUAACUAACUUAUAUGUUAGGUUGUGCUGCUGUAGGCUCUUAGCCAAUGAGAAGACAGAUUGUGAGCACAAUGUAUAACAAUGAUAGAGAUCUGACAGAGAAAUCUGGAACAACAGUGUUUCUAUGUAUGCUACAUGUGCUCCUAUUGCCUGUGGUCAAGCCUAUGUAUAGCAUUGCCUUCCGUACAGGUACACAGGUGUACAGGUUUUUCUGCUUUGGGGGAAGGUAUUGUGUUACGUAAAUUUAGGCUACCUUUUGGUUUUUUUGGGUAACUAACUAAAGUUAAGAUAACUGUAUUUACAGCACAAUCCUUCUUUGCGUGUUUCCGUGGAAGUCAAGAAGAUUACCAUGAAGAAGAUCUGAAUAAGUUAGCUGCUAUUACUCGACGCGAGCACAUGAAAAGUAAUGAGUUCAUGGGAACAUUAAGGUAUUGACAUGACAAAUAACUUAAUUGAUCUAGAUCUUAGGGUUUUUUAUUUUAUUUAUGACUGAAGGAUUACUGUGUAUCAGAAGCUAUACAUGUAGUUUCUUUUUCAAAGUCUUUCCUGGAAAGUUAAGUCUCUUUGCUAUCAUGUACAUGUAUUUGCUUAAAGUAGCUUUUGCCCGUCAGGGCAUAUCUGGUAGUGUAAUUAACUAUAUUUUUGGAACAUUUUGCUCUCAAAUGACACUAUAAAUUGUUAAACAAGAAGUUAAUUGAAUGUGAGCUACAACAACCAUNAUAACUAACUUAUAUGUUAGGUUGUGCUGCUGUAGGCUCUUAGCCAAUGAGAAGACAGAUUGUGAGCACAAUGUAUAAUAAUGAUAGAGAUCUGACAGAGAAAUCUGGAACAACAGUGUUUCUAUGUAUGCUACAUGUGCUCCUAUUGCCUGUGGUCAAGCCUAUGUAUAGCAUUGCCUUCCGUACAGGUACACAGGUGUACAGGUUUUUCUGCUUUGGGGGAAGGUAUUGUGUUACGUAAAUUUAGGCUACCUUUUGGUUUUUUUGGGUAACCAACUAAAGUUAAGAUAACUGUAUUUACAGCACAAUCCUUCUUUGCGUGUUUCCUUGGAAGUCAAGAAGAUUACCAUGAAGAAGAUCUGAAUAAGUUAGCUGCUAUUACCCGACGCGAGCACAUGAAAAGUAAUGAGUUCAUGGGAACAUUAAGGUAUUGACAUGAAAAAUAACUUAAGUGAUCUAGAUCUUAGGGGGUUUUUUUUAUUUAUGACUGAAGGAUUACUGUGUAUCAGAAGCUAUACAUGAAGUUUCUUUUUCAAAGUCUUUCCUGGAAAGUUAAGUCUCUUUACUGUCAUGACUUUUGUACAUGUAUUUGCUUAAAGUAGCUUUUGCCUGUCAGGGCAUAUCUGGUAGUGUAAUUAACUAUAUUUUUGGAACAUUUUGCUCUCAAAUGACACUGUAAAUUGUUAAACAAGAAAUUAAUUCAAUAGAUGUGAGCUACAACAACCAUUUCAAAAUAGGCGUGGUGUUCCUCUGGACCUCUUCCUUCCCUUUACGUGCAAGUUAUCUGUCAUUAUUGUUUAAAUACUAAUGAACUAGUGUUUAAAAAUAUUUCAGUACUCAUGGAGAAAUUUCGUAUCUCUGUGCCGUGGCAAUGUAAUAUCCUCUAUUCCAAAAACAUUUGUUUUGCUAUUGUAGGAGUAACAAGUUUGUGAUAAGGAUGUCAAAGGAUACAUAUCAAGUUCUGAAGAAACAUUUACAGGUGUGCUAGAAGCUUUUUCCUUCCUCAGGUUCUGUUUCCAAUACUAUUUUCCACCAGUUUUGCAACUAUCAACCAAAGCUGUGGUCCCUAGACAAUUUUUAUGUCAAUUCCGGUCAAGAAUUUUCGUGUUAUUCAGAGUAAUAAAUUUGUAUAUUGUUUUAAGAUUUACACAAAUUGAGUGAUUUCUCAUGGCAUUUUAUUUUACAGGACCAACAACAAGAUCUACUGCUGACCCUAAUUCAACAACAUCUUCAUUUUGAUGGUACUUUAAUUUGUUUUCUCGUGCAAUCAUAUAGUACAGAAUGUUUCUGAAGAAUGCAGUGUACUCUGUACAAGUAUUUUGCUAGCCUUGUAAAUAGCAAUUUACGCAUCCAACAAUGUUUUUUUUUUCCUUGGACAGUUUUUGAAGGAAGGCCAAGAAACAAGCAAACUAUAGAAGCCACUGCAGGUGCAGUAACGGGCGAGGCAACAUUUGAAGGUAAGUUGCUCGGAUUUUGGUGUUGAGAACAGUAAUGGUGAUGAUGAAUAAUAAAUAAAUAAUAAAUGAAUAAUAAUAAAUAAAUAAUGAUUUGGAGGUAGCACAUCCACAAAGUGGUUCUUCGUCUACCUGAUUCCUAGUCGAAUUGGAAUGUUGGUUUUUGAGGAGAGGAGAAAACCGGAGUACCCGCAGAAAAACGUCUUGGAGCAAGGGAGAGAACCAACAACAAACUCAACCCACAUAUGGCGUCAACGCGGGGACUUGAACCCGGGCCACAUUGGUGGGAGGCGAGUACUCUCACCACUGCGCCAUCCCUUGCUCCCCAAUGAUAAUGAUGAGGAGGAGGAGGAGGAGGAGGAGGACCACAGCAAUAAAAAAGACAAUGGGAAUUUUUUAGGUUUAAAAUAACUCAUUGAUAAAUUGUUAAUAAUUAUUAGUAAUUUAUUGUUAGUCCAAUAAGAAAAUGGCUCUAUCCCUUUUUAAGACGUCCACUUUAGUACAUGUAUUUGUUUUCUUGAGGAUGUUGUAUUUAUCCAUUUACAGCUAAUAAGAGCAAGGUAUAUUAUGGGAUUCCACCAGAGCCUGAUCUUGGAGUUGUAAUAGAAGAAGAGAAUGAAGAUGAGGAUGAUAAAGACAAACCAAAGGUGACAUUAUCAUUAUGAUUACAACGAUAUCAAACAAAAAUCAUAAGUUCACUUAAGUUCAGUUUAUUCACAAGUCUGUAAUAUUUUCACUGUAUAUAAAAUAACAAAUAAGACCAAAAAAAGAAAAGAAAGACAUUAAUGACUUUGGUAGAAGUGUACGGUGGUCAGAGGAGCUUAAUAACCAAUUUAUAUGUAGUUAACUUUGAGAUUUAAGCAGAGAGUGUACACUGUAAAUUAUUGCAACAUUACUGAUUUUGUCGUUGUUUGCUUACUUUAGAAAAAGAAAGUAAAAAAAGAUUCAAAUGGGCCAGGUAAAGAAUCCCUUGGUAUAAAUAAAUACAGAUGAAGACCAUACUCGUUACUAACAUCUUUAAAAAAAAUAAAAACUUAUGGAUGUUGAGCCAUUGAAGACAUUGAUUACCAACAAAUCCUUUACUCUGAGGAAAGACGAGCACUCAAAAUGUGCUUUUUAGUCUGCUUGUGUGGUAACUAGUUUGAGUUUAACAACUCAUUUGAUAAAGCCAUAAUUUGGUGUUUCUCUGCCACUCUCUUCCAUCAAACCCCUAAAAAAAUUCCAUAAGACUUAAGAAAAGCCUGAACUGUACCAUAAAGGUCAGUCUUGAUGACAAUUUAUCCUUGACAACUUACAGCAGAGGCCGAUCCAGACCUUCAGAUAAGGGGGGACACGGUCAUCCAGACCCUGAGAUAAGGGGGGGUGCGGUCUCGAAAAAAAAUUUUUUUUCGGCCCUUCAGGCCUCACUUUGAUCUAAAAGGGGGGGGGGGGGGCGGGCCCCCCAGGCCCCUCCCCUGGAUCCGCUAUUGUACAGUGCAAGGUAGUUAUAGAGUGAUGGGUUUCACAAUGGCCUGAUACACCUCUUUAGGGAAGAAGAAACAAGAACACAACCCAAAUGCUCCGCCACUCAACCGGCAGAUUCAGUUUCCAGUCAUGUAAGUAUGCUACUGGAAAUACGAAAUGCACUGCUGUAGGUCUGUAUGUGGUCCCACUAGAUACAGCUUGCUCAUGCAAAAGUAAGUUACCACCCUCUAGCGAAACGCGAAUCGCAUCGCAUGCUACACAAUUCUCAUCGUGCCCUUCACGAUUCUGUAAACACUGUAAGUAUCAUCUUGUGUAAUUCUAAGAAUCUUUUUUGUAAACCUUACCGUGACUAACAUGCAAACAGAUUUAACUGCUGCGACCUACAGACUGUUGAGUAUAUUCACCUUUUAAGGGAUCAACAUGUCGGUAUGUUCUUAAACUUUUUGUCAGAAGCCUCUUGGAUUGUAAACUAUGAUAGAAUAACCUACAUAGCGGUACUCAGUUUUUGGAGAAGGUGGAUUGUUCAUAUACAGCAGUGUACACAUUGGCUGUUGAUUCUGUUUGUCUCUACUCCAGCCACCUGUGCUUACGUUUGACCACGCCCGAAACCAGAGUUAUGUCGCCCAAAAAUUUUAUCGUGCACAACAGCAUCCUAUCAUCUUUAUCAGGCUUGUUUCAUCUCAUCAGAUCUUAAAGAAUGAAUCGUAUUACACAUUUAUCUGGCUUGUUCUGUCUCAUUAUCUGAUACACACACUAUUUACUACUAUUGACUUUACUAAAACUUUCGGGCAUCAUAACUUCGGGCGACUUGACCGGUUACUAGUCUAACAUUGACACUAUUUGAAUAAGAUUCGAUUUUAAAGUGGAGUUUUUCACCUUGCAGGAAAGACAGUGAUAAACUAGUGAAGAUAACUUUACUGAGAGAAGCUGCUAAAAGAGUAACACUUAGUCCUGAUAAUCUUCCUUCUAUCUGCUUUUACAGUGUACUCAAUGCUCAUUCAAGGUAAUAACAAAAUUAACAUUAAAGGUGGCUGAAUCUUUCAAAAUUUCGUGUUGUUGAGCACCUAAGUAUAAAUACUCCCACGUGAGUAUUUCUUUUGAUUAGCCACACCGUAGGAUUUCAUCCACAGACUCAAAAGUUAGAACCUUCUUGUACAUAAAAAAAAAACAGUACCAAAGGAAAGUACUGCUCAGUAGCUUUUAUUUGAAUCGCCACCCUAUAGGAAUUCAUCUACAGACUCAAAAGUUAAAACCAACUCAUCCCAAAACAAAGCAAAAGAAAUAUAUCUUGCAAAAACGCUGCCGGAGACAAUUGAUUUCACUACACCGUAGGUUUUCGUUUGUUAACAAGCAAGGAAGGAUUAGCAAAAGCAGUGAAUUUGCAAAAGCUGUUUAUGGCUUUUUUUGAGCGGUACACUUUCCAUGUGCGUGUGGCGAACAAUGCGCAUUAAAUUGUAAAACAUUUAAAUAUUAAGUUUAAAGAUUGCGUUAUAUCUAAACGUUAGGAAGAUCUAUUAAAAUGACAGAGUUGCGGAGGUGACCUUUCACCAUUAAUUCUGGGUCGAAAUAUCUUAUGUACUUCGUAAUGAAUUAAUACUCUCUUAAUCUUCUUGCUUUUCUCGUAGUUUAAACACGGUUAGUAUAUCAGAGGAUUCGAGCCUUCUAUCCGGUGGAUUUGAGGACAGCAGUGUUCGUGUUUGGAGCCUCACUCCCAAGAAACUACGCAUGCUCAAACCUCCCUCCGAACUUGCUCAAAUCGAUAAGGAAGCAGGUCAUUGAAAAUUAGAUUGUCAAGUAAUAAAUAUUUUGACCAAUCACAAGACAGACACUCAGAUUAUCCAAUCAGAAAGUUGUUCUGAAUACAUGUGGCAGGAAAAUACGUCGCGAGCUUCAGUGAAACUUUCGAGGUUCCUAAAGCCUCUGUUUCAGAGCGAGGCGAAGUGCAAAGCCAUUGAUAUAGAAAGGUUUUUUUGCACUUAGUCUCGUUUUGAAAGAGAGAGUUUUUGGAAGACGGAAAUGACCUAUUGGAUUGAUUAUGCGCGUGAUUGGCUAAUUGGCAUCUCUGGUUANUCACAAGACAGACACUCAGAUUAUCCAAUCAGAAAGUUGUUCUGAAUACAUGUGGCAGGAAAAUACGUCGCGAGCUUCAGUGAAACUUUCGAGGUUCCUAAAGCCUCUGUUUCAGAGCGAGGCGAAGUGCAAAGCCAUUGAUAUAGAAAGGUUUUUUUGCACUUAGUCUCGUUUUGAAAGAGAGAGUUUUUGGAAGACGGAAAUGACCUAUUGGAUUGAUUAUGCGCGUGAUUGGCUAAUUGGCAUCUCUGGUUAAAUGCUUGCAACGUCUAAGGCAAAACCUCGCCGGCCGUUUGACAUCCUCUAUACAACUACAACGCGAGCUUUUUCUUAAUGAGUCUUGUUGUAAAGGCGUGAAACAGUAGGGUGACAAUUUUUCCCCUUCCACUUUCAACUUGGAUGCGGUCCUCUACAAUUUAAGAAAUUGGCGUACAUUUAAGCGAGAUGGAAUAAGAACAGUGAAAUUCAGAUGCUCUUUUUCAGUGACGCUUUCGCUACAUAGCUCUACAUGCUGCCAGCUGCCUAACUAUUAACGAUGUAUCUUCAUCGUCUUGUUUUUACAGAGGACGUACUUGAACGAAUCAUGGAUCACAGGUUUUGUAAAUUUAUUUUACUGGGAUUGUUAAAAGUAAAUGUACGGUUUUAAAUGAAAGAUAACUGCUAGUAACUGAUCCCUGCAAGUAAAUAUGAAAGAGCGGCGUCUAUCCAGUAUCGAGUUUAUUAAGACCAUAUUACAUUUUGCAUGUAUUGUAUGAUUGUAUGAUAAAAGAGUGCCUGCGUCAUGAAGUUCUGCGAGGCACGAGCCAUUUACCAGGUUUAAAACUCGCGCAAACUUUACCUAGGAACUUGACUUGACAUGCUUACGCCAUUAUGGAUUUUCCAAUGACUGAGCGAUUUGUCGCGCGCUGAUUGGUUGUGAGCUAUGGUCGAUGAGAAUUUUUACAAUGCUUAAAACACUCGCCUACGAACCUUUGUUCCACUUGAAUUUUGAAUAUUUUGACGUCGUUUGCCAGUUUCUAUCGUCGAAAAGAGUAUAAACCAUGAAAAAUUGUUAUCAUUUGUUUAACUGACGCUUUUGUUUCGCUUAUCAGAACUGCUGCAGAGUGUAGACGUUUGAUCGGUCAUUCAGGACCCGUAUUUUCAACGAGUUUUAACAACGAUAAUUCAUUUCUUCUUUCAUCUUCAGCUGAUAGAACAGGUGUUUGUUAUUUCUAUUUUCAAUCUUGCAAGUGUUCCUUUGAAUUAUGACACAGGGCGCAUUUAUUGCAAGAAGGCUUAGUUUUCAUUAUUUUUGGUUCUAACAUUUCUUUUUUUCUUCUAGUUCGCCUCUGGAGUCUUUAUACCUUCAGCUCUUUAGUAUGUUAUAAAGGGCACAACUACCCGGUCUGGGACGUGCAGUUUUGGUGAGUUGUCUAACUUUGUUAGAUUCAUGGCACCCAAGAGUGUGAUUAGUUUGGUAGAGGGGUGUUAAAAGCAAGGAAUAACUCUGGCCGAUCGCAAUACGAGUUGACAGUCAAAUGAGCCAAACAAAAGUCGAAGCAAAUGGUGCGGGCAGUUAAAAGCGCGGGAAAGCAGUUCGGAUGACCUUGUAAAAAAGGAGUUGCCGCCUCCAGAAGAGCCUGGGAAAUAGCUUUCUCAGUUUAAUAGUACCCUAGACUAAACACAUGGUAAGGUUCUUUUAAACUUGGAGUUUCUUUUCGUUUCGAAUCGGUCAUUUCUCUAAGAUUCGUGUUAAACAAAACAAAGAAGUCCUUGUAGUCAGUUGAAGGUCCGAAUUUGUGAAUCUCUCCUCAGUCCACGCGGACACUACUUCGCCACAGCAUCACAUGACCGUACAGCCCGACUAUGGAGCACAGACCACCCACAGCCACUCAGAAUCCUGGCUGGUCACGUGUCUGAUGUCAACGUAAGAGUCCUACCUAUUUUUUUUAUUAUUAUCUUUUUUUAAUAUCAAGGAAUGUGCGCAAAAGCAUAGUUGAAAUUUCCCAUUUUAAAACAGAGUUCGUCUUUAAAUAAUCACGAGCACUCUCAUAAGAUUUUAUGGGCUCGAUGAGAGAUAGUUAGUUAAUCAGAUUCGCAGCAUUUCUGGACCUUUUAUUAACUAGUGACAUUUAGGGAUCGAUUCAUCGUCCCAAAACCACAUUUCGCCCUAUAGGUCACCCAUGAAAUAGGAAACGUUUUAUAGAUUUUAUAGUUUGUUUUGUUUUGUUUUCUUUGUUUUCUUUUCUUUUCUUCUAUUCAUUCGGUACUUUUAUUUUGAUUCUUGUUGAUUUUAAUGUUCUCAACUUUUAUGUUGAAUAUUAUUAUUAUUUUUUUUGUCCUUCAGAGAGUUGCUUUUCAUCCCAACUGCAACUACGUCGCCACCGGAUCAUGUGAUCGGACCGUGAGGCUCUGGGAUCUAAAUACAGGCAGCUCGGUCCGGUUUUUUACCGGCCAUAAGGUAUGCGAGAAACUGGGCACUGUUAUUUAUCUUUAUGGACGAAAUCCUAUUGUGUAUGACCUUGCGGUUAAAGCAUCGGCGGCAAUUCUUCUGAAUGGUAGUGUUCUUUUAACUUGUUUUCUGUAUUCUAGGAAUUGUCUCGAGGCGAUAACUUAUGGUUUUCGUUUAUUUGUAGGGAGCCAUCUAUUCACUGGCAUUCUCCCCUGACGGGCGCUAUCUUGCUUCUUCAGGUUAAUUUCGUUGAUGUUCCAGUUCCUUGUAGAUCAACUUGUCGUACUUUGAGAUACUCUUAUAAGAAUACCAGUGUUUUGUGAUCUCAUUGGCUCUCUUUUUACUCAGGUGUUGAUAAGCGCAUCCUCGUUUGGGACCUGGCAGAGGGGACAUUAUUGACAGAGCUGAAAGGACAUACCGAUACAGUGUACUCAAUGCGUUUUAGUCGCGACGGGAAUAUGUUGGCUUCAGGCAAGUAUGACCAUUUUCUUUCAUGUGCUUAGAUCAUCACCUUAACCGCCAAUCGAAUACUGUGUAAUGUUUAAAAGCUUCACUUUCGCCUUCGUUUGCCACCUUAGAAACAGGAAAAAAACUUGGUCGAGUUAACUUUCGCAAUGACUUCUGGGAUUGUUACUAGGGAGAGGGAAAGAAUUAGCCAAUAGCUGACCGACUCGACCCAGUAACUAUCCCAGAAGCAAUUGCGGGACGCAUUUCGGCUCCGGUUACCCUCUCGCUUCUAAAGUGGCAAAUUCUUUAUUUUUUAUUCAUUAAUCCAUUCAUUUAUUCAUUUAUUCAUUCAUUCAUUCAUUCAUUUAUUUUCAGGUGGUGUGGAUAGCUGCGUGAAGCUGUGGAAUGCUCACGCCAUUUGUAACCCUGAUGAUGAAGACGAUGAAGCGAAUAGAGAAAAGUAAGUUUGAAAAUCAAAGUUGUGACACUUUCUUUGAGAGUCUGCUUACGGUCGUACAUAUAAGUGGUGCGACCCCCACUUCGAUUAGCAGUAUAUCGGUCUAUUUCUAGGCCCAAGACAGACCACAGGUUAAAAUUAUGAGGGGAGAAUGCAACAUACCACGUGAUUGUAUAGUAUUCGACGAGAAAUAGGCCAUUUGCACUAAGAGCUCAUGUGACAUCGUUUUUAUGAAAAUGAAAGUUAUAUGAUUUUGCCUUCAAAAAAUGAUUAGUGGGUUAUAUCCUAAACAAAAUAAAAGUGAUUUGGUUUGUCAAACCUGCACCGUUGUCUUAAAAUGAGUAAGUCUGUAGGUGGUCACGUGGCCAAAAUGUGAUUUUGAAAAUUAGGAAUUACUUCUUUCUGAACGUAAAUUUUGCACUUAAACUUCAAGGAAAAUGUUGAAAAAAUGAUUUGGUAAUGUUUGCAGCACAUCUGAGCAUAACUAUAAAAAGUUUAACAAGAUGUAAGCAAAAACUAGUUUUGGCCGCCAUGUUGGAGGGCAAGAGUAUGCCCUCCAACAUGGCGGCCAAUACAAAUCAUAAAAUAUCUCCCUUUACUGCUUUUCCUCUCAAAUUUCGGGUGUAAGAUAAUUUUUAUGUGCUCUGUCAAUUUUUGGCAUCAGCAGGAUUCCAACUAAUUGUUUAAGGGAAGUAUUGGUCACGUGACCUCUUAGUGCAAGUGGCCUAUCGUAACACGGUCUGCUUGCUUCCACUACAACACAACAGAAACUACAGUUAAGAGUCGACAAAAUAGACUUAGUAUUUCGUUUGAAGUUCUUAAUUUAUCAGUCUCUCACCUCAGGGCCAAUCGGAUUAUAUAUAUAAGAGAAAAUUUAGAUCGACCUCGCCAGAAAAUCUUGCUUGUCUUUUCUUUCUGUUCCUUAGCCGCACGUCAUCCAAAAGUGAGACGCUACAAGUUGGGUCCUACCCCACAAAAAGAACGCCAGUACAUUGCUUACAUUUUACUCUAAGGAAUCUGUUACUAGCAUCAGGUCCUUUUACACCGGUUUCCUGACCAGAAAACAAGCUACUGUAAACAUAUGAAAGGAAUAUUCCUGUGGCCUCCUAUGCAGAGGUUUUCUUAGUCUUUCCACAAGGCGUAAAACAAGUCAUAGCUACAUGUAGUAUAAAAAGUUCACGAAUAUUUGAUAAAAAUCUUGUAAGAUACAAUAAAUAAAGUUUAUUUG
Messenger RNA from Porites evermanni, 11661 nucleotides. NCBI's taxonomy places the organism in Eukaryota, Metazoa, Cnidaria, Anthozoa, Scleractinia, Poritidae. The record is from the annotation of a GenBank genome assembly.